Messenger RNA from Histoplasma capsulatum G186AR, 348 nucleotides. RefSeq lists its product as uncharacterized. Lineage: Eukaryota; Fungi; Ascomycota; Eurotiomycetes; Onygenales; Ajellomycetaceae. The coding region runs from base 1 to 348 and encodes 115 amino acids. The transcript has a single exon. The record is from RefSeq and is a predicted model, not a curated record.
AUGUCGACCCAGGGUUCAGGCUGGCGUAUCACGCAGAGCUCACACCGCUACCCGGAUUGUGGAUUGGGUGACGGUUUGAUUAUCGUGGUUCGAAGAAUCUCGCUGUGUGAACCUCAUGUCACCCCCAACGGAUAUCGCGGCUGGUGGAGCAUGUGGGGUUUCCAACCGAAAGUCCAACAACGCACUGUACGACCGGACUUAGGAACCACUCAAAGGUUGUAUCCAGGCCAAAAUGGGAUUGCGAAUAGUACCCAAGCCGGACGGAGUUUUGUGAGAGAACAAUAUCUGGCCCAAUGGAACCAAGAAUUCACUGAAAGAUUCGUCUCUAAACAGAAGAUGAUAAACUAA